AUGGAUGAAGAAGCCUUUGAAGCAUGGAUUCUUUCUAGUGGAGUUGGUGAUGACACCACAAUAGGAGAAGAAGAGCUGCACUUCGAAGAACAUAUCAAUGCAGAAGAAGAGGAAGAAGAUAAUGAGGUAUGGUACUUCUCUGACCAUGAGUCUGAAAAUGAAGAACAAACAAUGAAUGAGUUAAAUGAAGAUAGGGGUAAUGAGGAAGACAACAAAAAACCAAACUUGCCCAACAACAUACGAAGACAAAUUGUAAUUGAAAUGUUUGCAUCUGCAUCUGAUGAGUUAGUAUUACCAAGGGGACUUUUAACAACACUAAGGCAGAAAUACUCAUGUAGUAGAUCAACUAUGAAUAGGAUAUGGACUCUUGCUAGAAAGCAGAAAAUAGAUGGUGUAGAGGUCAAUGUUGCAAGUAGGAAAAUUGGAAAUUGUGGGAGAAAGGUAAAAUUCACAGAUGAUGAAGCCUUGAGAAGGGUACCUCUAAAGCAAAGGACAACCAUCAGGUCCUUUGCUACGGCCUUAGAAGUUAGCCCCUCAACAGUUUACAGGUUGUUAAAAAGAGGUAUACUCAGAAGCCAUACAAACUCAAUCAAGCCCAAACUCACACCAAAACACAAGGUAGCAAGAAUGAAAUUUGUGUUGUCUCAAAGCAUACCAAAAUCAAUGAAUGAAUUGCCAAAGUUUAAUCAUCUUUAUAACAUGAUUCAUAUUGAUGAAAAAUGGUUUUUCAUGAGCAAAAUCACACAAAGAUUCUACUUGUUAUCAGAAGAAGAGGACCCAUACAGAGCAUGCCAAUCAAAAGCAUUCAUUACAAAAGUUAUGUUCUUAGCUGCCAUAGCAAGACCAUGGUUAGGGCCAACAGGGGACAUAUUAUGGGAUGGGAAGAUUGGUAUCUUCCCAUUCAUAGAUGAAGUUAGAGCACAAAGGUGGUCAGCUAACAGACCAGCAGGUACAAUUGAAAAGAAGGCAAAGCAAAGUAUUACAAAGGAAACCAUCAGGGAAAUGAUAAUCAACAAGCUUCUGCCAGCAAUUAGAGCAAAAUGGCCAGAGAAUGGGUGCAAAGAGAUAUGGAUUCAGCAGGACAAUGCUAGACCCCAUAUCCAACCUAAUGAUGCUGAGUUUUUGGAAGCAUGUAGAGAAGGUGGUUUUGAAAUUAACAUAAUCUGCCAGCCAGCCCAGUCACCUGACCUCAAUAUACUGGAUUUGGGUUUCUUCAAAGCCAUUCAAUCAAUUCAACAUCAGAGCUUUCCAAAAACAGUUGAUGAGUUGAUUAAAAGUGUUGAAGAUGCAUACACAGUGUAUGAGCCUAGGAUAAUCAACUAUACUUGGAUACAUUUGAUGUAUGUUAUGGUGGAGAUAUUGAAGGUCAAGGGUGGAAACAAUUACAAAAACCCACACAAUUCCAAAAAAAAGAUGGACAGAUUGGGUCUACUACCAACUACUGUUGAAAUUUCAGAGGAGUUGGUAAAUGACACAGUUAAUCUACUCAAUCAAGACAUUGUGUUUGGGCCUGAGCCAUUUGAAGCAAUGGAAUUGCUUCCAGAAGAUCAGUAG
This is a messenger RNA of Beta vulgaris subsp. vulgaris (sugar beet), 1554 nucleotides long. RefSeq lists its product as uncharacterized. The coding region runs from base 1 to 1554 and encodes 517 amino acids. The transcript has a single exon. The record is from RefSeq and is a predicted model, not a curated record. Gene Ontology annotation, molecular function: nucleic acid binding. Lineage: Eukaryota; Viridiplantae; Streptophyta; Magnoliopsida; Caryophyllales; Amaranthaceae.